CAUUUAUUCUAAUUGGUGGGUCAAAAGUGUUGGAAGGCAGAGAUACAGAGUGGCAUCUCCUGCAGGAGUGUCAGCUGUGCAUGGAACCCAGGAUUCUCUGAUAGAAGUCUCUGCUCAUAACUCUGAAUCAGACUGAUGCAGACAACCUUGUUUUUAAUAGCAGUGGAGCCAAACACCACACUUCCUGGAACACUGCUGCUGCACAACAUUCUUCACAAGCAUGUUUUUACAGUGAUACAAAGUUGAACACGAUGCGUUCAUGUGACGGUGUCAUCACGUGUUUACAUGAUCCAAACUGCAGCUCAGUGAAAUGUUAAAGCUUCUUGUGAGUGAACAGGAGGAAACGCAGAGUGGACUGUUCUUUGUCUGCUCCAACUCUUAGUUGGAGCAGACAAAGAACAGUGAACUGCAUUCUGUCCUGACAGUGAACAUGAAACCCUGGAGCUGAGAUGAGGCCUCAUCACUGAGACAUUUGAUCAUUUUACCUGUGAGGAACCGAGCUGAGCCUGGUCCAGUAUGAGCAGUGGUGCUGGACCCGCACAAACCCUUUAGUGAGUCUGAAGCUGUGGGUGGUCGUCUCUCCUCUCUCACCUCCAGCCGGUGGAGGCAGAUGGUCGAACGCCCUGGAGGGUUGAAGGUUGUUUUGUUUUUGAGGUGAACUGGAGUGAGCUGGUUUUUGGGUCACGUAGACCCAGAUGGAGGCGACCCAAACCACAGCGUACAGUAGUUACAUUCAGAGAGGAAGAGGUCGUGUGGCCUAGAUCAGAACUCAUGAUCAGCUCAGUGAUGAGCCGGGUCCUCGUCGGGUCGGCUUCAGUGGAGACAUUGAAACCAAAAGGCCUCAUUUCCAUCAGUGAGUGUUAGUAACUGACUGCUGUGAUUUCCAGCUCAACGUCUGCUCUUCUGGACGUUUCCUCCAGUCAACGAACGUCAGCGCAGAGAAGCUGCAGAUGACUUUCCACAGAAACCACCAGACAAAUGUCAAGCACAGGAAGGAGGACGGUCGGGUUCUGGUUUCUGAAGGCGAGGACACAGUGACUCAGCUCAGAUGGAGGGAACAGGCUCCUGGAGGCUGCUCGUCAUGAGCGCACUGCUGUGCUGCACAAACCAGGCCCGUCUGACUGUGAGUCCCAGCAGCUCUCAGCUCUUUGAACACCAGUUCAUGAAUCUCAGCUGUGAGGACGACGACGGAUCUGCUGCAUGGACGGUGACGAGGAACACGAGCAGAGAAACCAGAGCUGCGUGUGGAGCUGAUUGGGGAAAACUUGAUGCUUUCUUCUGCACCAUCAGCUACAUCCUCCCGUGGGACAGUGGUGUUUACUGGUGCGAGUCCAGCUCUGGCUCCAGCAGCAGCAGCAUCAGCAUCAGUGUCUCAGGUGGAUCCGUGAUCCUGCAGAGCCCUGUCCUCCCUGUGAUGGAGGGACAUGAUGUCACUCUGCACUGUCAAACACAGAGCCCUCCCUCCGAACUCCCAGCUGAUUUCUAUAAAGACGGCUCCCUCAUCAGGACUGAGCCCACGGGUCACAUGACCAUCCACCACGUCACCAAGUCUGAUGAAGGAGUUUAUAAAUGCAGCAUCGAGGCUUCUGGAGAGUCUCCGUCCAGCUGGAUCCAUGUCUCAGACAAACACAGAGCGUCGGUCUGCUUCGAGGAGGUGACUUAUAACGAAGUAAUCAUCAGGCCGAGCAGCAGGAGAGGUGGGCUGCAAACAAACAGAGGGACAGACAGUGGUCCACACACCAUCUUCACAACAUCCCCGCGUUUGUGUCCAGCGCUUCCAGCAGAUCCAGAUGUUGUGUACUCGUCUGUGCGCUCCAGCGACGCGUCCUCACGUCUGUCCACCAUCUGAGGAGCACAGUGUUAUUGAUUUCACUUCUGAUCAGCAAACGUUUAAACCUGUUUGACAUGUUGUUAUUUUAUGUCUGUGAGUUUAACAAACGCUGAUUAGUUCGUCCAAUGACCUUAGUGAUGAGCUUGUGUUCAGCGCUGAUGGAAAUAAAAGCAUUCAAACAGGACUAAGGAAGCGACUCAUAGCUCUGGUUUUAUCUGGUCAAAGUGUUUGUCUCAGACAAGAGGUUCUGGGUUCAAAUCCCAGCGGUGCCUCAGCAUCAGUCACCUGGAAACGUCUGAUGGUUGGUGGAGAACUUUCUCUUUUUAGGAGGAACCUGCUUGGUUCCAUUAUUUGUCCAGACUUUGGCUUUGAACAGACUGUGACAGUGACAACCAGGUGACUGAGGGGUCUGUGGACAGAGCCAACGAACCUAAAGACUUCUUUAACAGAUACACUACAGUGCCUUGAAAUAACUUUGUUGUGAUUUGGCGCUAUAUAAAUAAAAUUGAAUUGAAUUGAAUUGAACAGAUUCCAGGUUGGGCUCCAUCGCACCUACAACCACCUGGACAAGCCUGGCCUCAGUGAGGAUCAUGUUCUUUGAUUUCUCCAGUGCAUUCAACACCAUCCAGCCAAUUGAAGGACAUGCAGGUUGAGCCCCCCCCCCGAUCUCAUGGAUCAUGGACCACCUCACCAACCGCCCCCAGUACGUCCGCCUGCAGCACAGGAGCUCCACAGGGGGCAGUCCUGUCUCCUUCCUCUUCACCCUGUGGACCUCUGACUACAGGUACAACUCACAGUCCUGUGCAGUUGCCCUGCGAGAGUGUAGUUCUGAAAUCUCUCUCUCUGCUUCCCUUAAUAUCUAUAUUGUUGCCAGGGAGUCAAGAUGUGACGUCUUAUCUGCCUAAA
Molecule: messenger RNA, 2737 nt
Organism: Betta splendens (Siamese fighting fish)
Lineage: Eukaryota; Metazoa; Chordata; Actinopteri; Anabantiformes; Osphronemidae
Exons: 5
Coding region: 1049-1849 (266 amino acids)
Biological process (GO): cell surface receptor signaling pathway
Molecular function (GO): transmembrane signaling receptor activity
Source: RefSeq, a predicted model, not a curated record